CACAGCCUGAGUACCAACAAAUGCAAUUUCGAAAUGCCUGUCUACUUUUUCGUGUGACAAGACACAAAUCCAUUGUUCAACAAAUAAAUUUCAACCUGUGCUGGAAGUGCCACUGCUCAAAGGGUGCUACCCGACAGCCCUCUCCGCUCAUCCAAAUGUCGAACCAAAAGCAAGGCACUCUCAACAAGUUUUUCGGCAAGCCGAAUGGAGCAAAACCAGCAGCCCCUCAACAGUCUAAAUUGGCUUUCUCAACUAAAUCAACGAUCAAGAAGGACGCCGAGAAAGAAAAUGAACCCACUUCUUCUAGCGAGGAUAUCGACUAUGAUGCAAAAGAUAACGGGGACCAUAUAGCAAUGUGCAACGGGAAGGAAAGGAAUGAUCAACAGCCAGAAACUGAUGUCGCUUCCAAAAUGAAGAAGCGAGUAGUUGAAGAGAAUGAAGAAAGCUCGAAUACAGCUGACUUGGGACCACCUACGAAAAAAGCUAAAAUAAAAACAGAAGACACAAGGAACGAUUUAGUUACCACGGUUGAGAGUCAAAGUCCUUCCACGAAAUUCACUGCAAGAGUCCAACAAGAGAAACAAACACAAACCGUAGCUAGGCAAGGCAAGUUGCAGGGAAAGCGCAAGAUCAUCGAAGAGGAUGAGGAAGACGGGGAAAAAGCAUCUGCGCCAGCAGCGAUGAAGCUUCAGAAGGACAUCAAAUUACCAGAGGAUGAUGCAGAGGAGACGGAAAGUUCAACAUCGAAUGAAGAAGCCGAAGAAUCUCAAAGCGACGACGACGAUGAGAAGCCAGAGUUAGCUGCCAAGCAACGCGAGAAGGUCCAAGCAACGUUGAAGGCUGACGGGAAAGAUCCAUACCCGGACUGGGAACCAGGUCAGCCCGUACCAUAUGCUGCUUUGUGCACAACAUUCUCGAAAAUCGAGUUAACGACAAAGCGAUUGGAAAUUGCUGCUCACUGCUCCCGAUUUCUUCGACAGGUGAUGCGGCUGACACCUGAAGACUUGCUGCCAACUGUAUUGCUCAUGAUCAACAAGCUCGCAGCGGACUAUGCAGGCAUUGAGCUGGGCAUCGGCGAAUCACUAAUUAUGAAAGCCAUUGGUGAGUCUACUGGUCGCUCUCUUCAAGUCAUAAAAGCGGACCAGAAGCAGAUUGGAGACCUGGGUUUGGUGGCUGCAAAGAGCCGAUCGAACCAGCCAACCAUGAUGAAGCCCAAGGCUUUGACCGUACGUGGCGUACACAAAGGUCUUAUGGAUAUAGCUACCAUGCAAGGACAAGGUGCUCAGGGACUUAAAGUGUCUGGUAUCAAGAAGCUGCUCUCUGCUGCUGACGUUGCUCUGGCUGGGAAAGGCAAAGUUGACAUUACGAAGGACAAAGGAGGUCCCAGUGAAGCGAAGUUCAUAGUGAGAACCUUGGAAGGCAAGCUUAGAUUAGGCUUGGCAGAAAAAUCUGUGCUAGUAGCUCUAGCUCAGGCGCUUGUAUUCCACGAGGCCGCGCAGAAGGGCAAGAUUCCAAGUGCGGAUCAACUAGCUAAAGGAGAAGCGAUCUUAAAGUCUGUCUACAGUGAGCUUCCGAGCUAUGAAGUCAUUAUUCCUGCAGUUCUGGAGCACGGCCUUGACAAUUUACGCGAAAACUGCAAACUUCAACCUGGUGUGCCACUGAAACCUAUGUUGGCUAAACCGACUAAGUCUAUCACCGAAGUGCUCGACCGCUUCGAUCAGAAAGAAUUCACCUGCGAAUAUAAAUAUGACGGAGAGCGUGCGCAGAUUCACUUUGUGGCACAUGAUUCAAAGUCACAGUAUGCUACUGCAGCUCCGCAGGCUGGCAAAAGCGACAAGGGAAUCGCCAAUGUCUUCUCUCGCAAUUCGGAAGACCUGUCCAAGAAAUACCCCGACAUCCUUGCUGCCCUACCGCGUUGGGUCAAAGAAGGUACCAGUUCCUUCGUGCUCGACUGCGAGGCUGUGGCUUGGGAUGUGCAGGAGAAGAAGGUGCUUCCAUUCCAGCAGCUCAUGACACGAAAGCGGAAGGACGUCAAAGUCGAAGACAUUAAAGUCAAAGUCUGUGUCUUCGCAUUCGACUUACUAUUCCUCAAUGGCGAGCCUCUGGUCAACCAACCGUUCCGUAAGCGUCGGGAAAAGUUGCAUGGUGCGUUCCAUGAAGUCGAGGGCGAGUUUGCCUUUGCCAAAUAUGGCGACACCAACGAGCUGGAAACAAUACAAACACUUCUUGAAGAUUCCGUCAAAGCAUCUUGCGAAGGUCUUAUGGUUAAAAUGCUUGAUGGCCCCGAAUCAUCGUAUGAACCUUCGAAGCGCUCACAGAAUUGGCUCAAGGUCAAGAAAGACUACCUUGCCGGCGUCGGAGACUCCUUAGACUUGGUGGUUCUUGGUGCGUACUACGGCCGUGGCAAACGCACCAGUUGGUAUGGGGCUUUCUUACUUGCAUGUUACAAUCCGAGCAAUCAGACGUACGAAACCGUGUGUAACAUUGGCACCGGGUUUUCUGAAGAGAUUCUUGCCGAAUUUCAUCAAAAACUCUCGGAUAUAGUUAUCGAGCGGCCCAAACCAUUCUAUGAGCAUUCCUCGGGCAAUAAAGACCAGCCAGAUGUGUGGUUUGAGCCAAAAUAUGUUUGGGAAGUCAAGACGGCAGAUCUGACCAUCAGUCCGAGAUACAGGGCAGCGGCUAAUAUUGUGGAUCGUGAUGGCAAGGGUGUUAGCCUACGGUUUCCUAGGUUUAUCAAGGAACGAGAUGAUAAAAGGCCGGAAAUGGCCACUUCAGCACGACAAAUUGCUGAGAUGUAUAAUGCUCAGGAAGCGAUUGGCAAAGAGAAGAAGACUGGUGUCGAUGAUGAUUUUGAAUAUUGAUUCCGUUGCUGCCAUGCACAACGAACUGAAGUACAUUCCCACCUCAAGAUGAGGAUCAUUUAUGUACAACAACUGCCCCGCGAAAUGUCAAACGUAAUUCAAGACAGACUCAUCCACGAGAUCGAUGUUCUAGUAGGCAUUGCAUGUAUCGUCAAACAUGACAUGUUCGAUCUUGAAUCUUGAACCUUGUUCUGCG
Molecule: messenger RNA, 3057 nt
Organism: Verruconis gallopava
Lineage: Eukaryota; Fungi; Ascomycota; Dothideomycetes; Venturiales; Sympoventuriaceae
Exons: 3
Coding region: 21-2861 (946 amino acids)
Biological process (GO): DNA biosynthetic process; lagging strand elongation; DNA repair
Cellular component (GO): mitochondrion; nucleus
Molecular function (GO): DNA ligase (ATP) activity; DNA binding; ATP binding
Source: RefSeq, a predicted model, not a curated record